CUUACGCCAGACUCCAUUCACAAAUCACGUCAUUUUACGUGUUCUUCCACGUUAAGAUGCAGAAGACAGAACUGCUUUAAAAUCAGGUUUCCCGUCACUAGUUGCCACUGUUUUAGGAGCCGAAUAUUAGUACAUGUCUUACUGUGCUGGCUGGACGUGAUUUCAACAAAAUCCCACGUUUAAAACCAGUUAACACCGCUAAUGUUUAUGGGAGGAGAAGUCCAGCCGGCAGCAGCUGCAGACCUCCUCAAGAAGUUGAAGGUUUCAGUGGAAGAAGUGCUAUUUGGUUAAGAGUCCUGUUUCCAGUGUGUCUGUCUGGUGUCUCCCAGUCGACCAUGAUGUGGAAGAAAACGUUUCUGCUGCUGCUUCACAGCCUGGAAGCUGUAGUGGCGUCUCAGUGCUGGCAGGGGGCGACCUUCUCUGAGGUCGUGGUGUCCCCGGCGUUGGAGAGCAGCGGGAUUCUGCGGGUACCCGGCGUGGCGUCUCUGCCGCAGUGCGUGGCGGCGUGUUGCGACCUGCCGGGCUACGACCUGGCCUGGCUGUUCGAGGGCCGCUGCUACGUCCUGAGCUGCCAACAGAGGGAGAACUGCCAGCCCCGAGAGAGACCCGGCGCCGACUCCUUCCUUGCCUUCCUGCGGCGAGCGUCCCCGCAGACGCUGGUGCUGCAGUCGUUGGUGAGAGGAGCGCCGUACGGCGGCCGCUGGGGGGCCCUCUCACGCUCCUCUGAGGCCCCCGGGGACCUGGAGGCCCUGAAGGACCUCGCCCUUUUCGACGGGCCCCGGCAGGACUUCUCCGACCCCGGCGUGCUGGAUGGCGAGUAUCCAGAGGAGGAGAGGGGGGGGGAGAUGACGACCAAUCAGGGAAGAGAAAAGUUCAACCAAUCAGAGGCAGAGGAUGGUCCAGACAGCAGCGUGGACCAGAACAGAACCUCCUCUGUGGGGAACGCCAGUCUGGGAGACCAGGACAAAACCCAGAGACCCAGUGACCCUGCUGCUGCUGCAACUGAUUCAACAUCACCGACGCCGUUACUGCUACUGAAACCAACAACUGUCUCCACCCAACACGACUAUAUAAGGACUUCACUUCCCACCCCUGCCACGCCCUUUUGGCCCACCAGCGCGACCACACAGCCAGCUGCAGACCGACCCCUGAUGGUGUCCCCUGGUAACCCUGUAGAGAGGACGCCGCCCACCGUUAAACUUGAUGCUUCACCUUCCCCUGAACACACAACUGACCUGCUGAAGGAGCUCCAGUCAGCAGCUCCACCGACCUCCACCCUCCCCCCAGACAGAACCGUGACCUCUGACCCCAACACCACCCCAGCUCCCAGCACCAGCCCUCCUACCGGGACCAGGCCCUCUGCAGACUCUGUGUCAGAGGUCACAGGGUCAAACCGUGGCCCGGUGGCCAUUGUGGGUCCUGACAGGAAGUUGCUCCUCCCGGUGAGCAGCUUGUCACUGGACGGCGGCAGAAGCACCGACGACCGCGGCAUUGUCAGCUACCACUGGGACGCCGUCAGUGGUCCCCCGGGGUUAAAGAUGGAAGGAGCAGACCAGGCAGUAGCCACGGCGACGGGCCUUCGGGUGGGACGCUACACCUUCAGACUGACGGUUUGUGACCAGCAGGGGGCGACAGACAGAGCUUCACUGACCGUCAGGGUCCAGGAAGCCAGAAUUUUUCCUCCCGUUGCUCACGCCAGCGGCAGCCACACCCUCUCUCUGCCCAAUAGCUCCGUGGUCCUCCGGGGCUCCAUGACUGAAGGAGACCAGAACCAAGUCCAGUACAUGUGGGUCCGAGACAGCCAGAGUCCUGCUGCUGGGGAUGUGCUGUACGGCUCUGAGACUCAGGCCUCCCUCUACCUGGCAAACCUGGUGGAGGGAACCUACCUGUUCCAGCUGAGGGUGACUGACGCUCAAGGGCGUUCCAGCACAGCCACGGCCACCGUGGAGGUCCGACCAGAGCCCGGCGGAGGCGAGGAGGUGGAGCUGGAAAUGCUGGUGUCGGUGUCUCAGGUCAGCGUGGCUCAGAGGGACACGGUGGUCCGACAGCUCGCCGCUCUGAUCCACGUCCUCGAUGGCGACAUCCAGGUCCGAGCGCUGCAGGGACACUCACACCUCAGCACGGUGUUGCGGUUCUCGGUCUGGGGUCCCUCGGGGCCGAUCCCUGGCUCCAGGCUGGUGGGUCUACUGAGAAACCAGCUGCUCAGAGAGAAGAGCGACUACCUGCUGUUCAGAGUCCUGAGAGUCGACACCGUCGUGUGCCUGCUUCGCUGCUCGGGCCACGGUCAGUGUGAUCCAAUCACUAAGGACUGCACAUGUGACCCCUUCUGGACGGAGAACCUGAUUCGUCGAUAUCUCGGCGAUGGAGAGAGCAACUGUGAGUGGAGAGUUCUGUACGUCAUCCUGACCAGCUUCAUCCUCAUGGUCCUCAUCCUGUCCAUCAGCUGGACCUUCAUCUGCUGCUGCAAGAGGAGGAGACAGACCAAAGUGAGGAAGAAGACCAGAUACACCAUCCUGGACAACAUGGAUGAACAGGAGAGGGUGGAGCUCAGACCCAAAUUCAGUAUCAAACACCGCAGCACAGAGCACAACUCCAGUCUGAUGAUGUCAGAGUCGGAGCUGGACAGCGACCAGGACACCAUCUUCAGCCGGGACCGACCCGUCCGAAGCAGGAACCGAAUCAGCGCCCAUGCCGCCCGCAACGGAAACGCCUUCGGCUGACCGUCAGCUGACCUCCUGGUCUGACGUAGAUGGGACUCGCCUGGGAUGUUUGCACUCUGCCAGCCUCAAGUGGCUGCGGGAUAGAUUUAACUUCUGAAAGUUUGAAGGACUUCAUUACCCAGAAACCCAGUUUCUGUGAGGUCAGUAAAAUUAACCAGUGUCCCAUUUGAGGGUCAAACUCCUUCAAAAGGACAUGAGGACUUUAAGGCCCAGAGGACUAACCUGCAACGUCUUAGACAUAUCACGGAUAAUAUGGAGGAUUCUUUACAGUACAAUGGGACAACCUUAAACGCUUGUGUUGGCAUAUUCAGUCUUGAAAUGCAGACUUCUAAGUAAGAGAUUUAAAGGUGCAAUCUCAAAGA
Molecule: messenger RNA, 3082 nt
Organism: Sebastes umbrosus (honeycomb rockfish)
Lineage: Eukaryota; Metazoa; Chordata; Actinopteri; Perciformes; Sebastidae
Product: KIAA0319 ortholog
Exons: 17
Coding region: 336-2720 (794 amino acids)
Cellular component (GO): plasma membrane; cytoplasmic vesicle
Source: RefSeq, a predicted model, not a curated record